CCUCUUUAUAGUUUAUCCCUUUAAAGCCUCAAAAGAGCUUCUUAGGAACAAGAAAGAACGCGCAAACCAACUCAUCACAAUCCAAACCAAACUGAAAUUUAGAGGGAAUCUCUGAUUAAUUGAAGAUGUCUCAAGAUGAGCCAUGGAACGUGAGCAACCUUCCUUCAACUUCUGCUACUUUUUCUUCCUCUAGUUCUUGGUCUCGUGUCGAUGAUAAGUUGUUCGAGCAAGCUCUUGUGUUGUUUCCCGAAGAAUCUCCCGAUCGGUGGCAUAAAAUAGCAAGUCAGAUCUCUGGAAAGACGCCAUCGGAGGUGAAAGAACAUUACGAAGCUUUAGUUUUCGAUAUAUCGGAGAUCGAUUCAGGACGGAUUGAGUUACCGCAGUACAAAGAUGAUUCGAUUACUUCAAGUUGGGUUUCUGAGUGUCGGUCGAGUCAGAUCUCGUUUGGACAACCAAAGUCGAAGCAUUCCGAAACGGAGAGAAAGAAAGGGAUCCCUUGGACGGAAGAAGAACACCGGCUUUUUCUAAUUGGACUGAAGAAAUAUGGUAAGGGUGACUGGAGGAGUAUUUCAAGGAAUGCGGUGGUGUCAAGAACACCCACCCAGGUGGCUAGUCAUGCUCAGAAAUACUAUCUUCGUCUAAAUUCUAUGAAGAAGGAGAAGAAGAGGUCCAGUAUCCAUGACAUAACAACAGUUGACAGUUACUCUGUUGUUCCUCCUCCUCCUCCAGCCAAUGCUCCAAACUGGGUAGAGCCAUCGAAUGCUCCAUUUCAACAAGCAAUGGAAACGAUGGCUACUUCAAGGCAGUUUACUGAUAAAGGAGGUUUGCCUGGAUAUGGCCGCUAUAACUUUCCCAUGUAAAUAAUAUGAGUAUAAUAGGUUGUUCAUUUGUUCAUAA
Molecule: messenger RNA, 897 nt
Organism: Telopea speciosissima
Lineage: Eukaryota; Viridiplantae; Streptophyta; Magnoliopsida; Proteales; Proteaceae
Product: transcription factor SRM1-like
Exons: 2
Coding region: 126-860 (244 amino acids)
Molecular function (GO): DNA binding
Source: RefSeq, a predicted model, not a curated record